GGAUUGUAGCACAGCAGCCAGGAAGAGUGACAAGCAGUGAAUCACACUACCAAUGUGUUAUUGCUUGGGCAGCACGGUGACUUAGCUCCUGAGAGAUUGCUCUGCUGCACAGCCAGCAUGCUUUCUGCAGAAGCUGGGAGCUGGCAGAAAAAUGUUACUUGUGAGAGUUCGAUAGACAUGGAGCUAUUUCUACAUUAUUCCCUUAUUCCAUCAUGUGCCAUCAUUUUGGUGCUUUCCUUCCUGGAAAGAAGAGUGAACAGGAGGCCAAUAGAUGAGAAUUUGCAUCUCCUCAAUGGGCGCUUCGGAAUUGUGAUCCCGUUGGAUUUUGUUGGUACGUUCACCAACCGAUGGUCAUUUGGUUUUGCAUUCGGAGCUACUGCCAAUAAGGUUAUGUUCCUGUUCUCGGAGGGUUACCUGUCAUGGCGCAUGCCCAAAUGGGCCCAAGCCAUCGUGCUCCUGGUGGGGGGCAUUGAAGUGGGUCUCUCCUAUUUCCCUCUCUUCGCCUGCCUCUCGACAGAUUUCAAGGUCGUAGGGUCGGCGCUGGGAUUCUCCUAUACUUUCAUUUGGUUCGUAGUCACAGUUGCAUGCAUUGUGCAGUGCCCACAUGGACAAGUGGUUGGAGAAUAUGAGAAGAUUCUUUUUUAUUGGCCUUCCCUCUUGUGCCUGGUCUUCUUGUUGGGCCGGUUUGUGCACAUGUUCGUGAAAGGCAUGAGGGCUCACUUACACCAGGAGGUGCCAAAGGAGGACAAACAUUUCCUGGAGGCACAUCUGGCCCAGCAUGUCAAGCAGCUAUUCCAGAAGCUCCCACAGCAGCCUCUUUGUCCAUCUCUGAACAGGCAGGCUCAGAAAUCUUGGUUCCAGCGGAAAGUGUAUGAAUGGGACCCAUGCUUCCAGUUCCCUGGAAGAAUGAUCUGCACUUCUGUGCUGUCCUUAAUCUGCCUGUACAUUUUUAUCAUUAUUGAGUUUUACAUUUACAAACAUGUCUCUCAUGAACUGGAGAUACUGGAGGGGAGUUUUGAGGAACUUGGUGCUUCCAUCAAUACCUCAGAAGUACUUAAACCAGCUGUCCUGAAGAUGAAAGAGCUUAUUAAUGUCACCCAAGGUGCUUGGAUUUUCACUAUUUUCUCUGCCUUGCUGACAUGCGUGAGCUACGUGUUUCACAUCUUAGCCUGCUACAGAAAACACAUGAAGCGACUGUGGGCUGGAAAGAAAGAUUUCCUUCCAUUGAUGUCACGCCAUCCUUCUUCCUCUCAGAGUGUUGCAGCCAUAGCAAGAUACUCUGGUUGGCAAAUUGCAUACAUCCUAUGGGGAUACCUGAUAAUCCAUGUUGUGCAGUGCCUGUUUGGCGUCCUAAUUGUAUACAGUUUUGUUCUACCAAUAAAGCAUGGCCACGGACUGGAAAUGGCAAAAGGCUUGGGAAUCGGCGCACUCACCAUUGGAAUUGUCGUAGGGUUCAUGAUAUUGCAGAUCCAGAUUGCUGCAAGCUUCUUCCUUCAGCCAAAGAUCAGGCCAGAAGAUAAGCAGAAGCCGUUAGCACUCAAUAACAGGAAAGCUUUCCACAACUUCAAUUACUUUCUGUUCUUCUACAAUGUGCUCCUGGGCCUGGGGGCUUGUUUGUUCCGCCUCCUUUGUAGUUUCAUCCUGGGCACCUGGCUGAUUGCACGGAUAGACAGGACAAUCAUGCAGAAAGGGUAUGAAGCUGCUGACAUAGGGUUCAAGACAUGGAUUGGCAUGAUAUUUAUGGACCACCACCAUACCAACCCCACCCUCCUUAGCUUCUGUCACAUUCUCCUGACCAGGAACACUGAGAAGAAAUUACGCAGAUCAACCAAAUACAGUUACUUCAAAAAUGCAUCAGAAUCCAAAGUGUCGAACACAACGAAGACAAGGUGGCUGCUGCUCUACACUCUCCUGAACAACUCUCAGCUCGCUGCCCUCAGGAAGCAUAAACUGCAGUCCGGCUCCAGGAACGCUUUGCAGAAUUGCCGAACCUAACUUGUUGCGCAUGUAGAGUGUGGGAGACCAGGGGACUCUUGCACCAAAGGUGGCUGCCUUUGGGUCUGGGAAAAGUCAGCUCUCUGUUAGGACUUGAUUUUCUCAACGGCUGUCUUGAACACACAGAUCACGUGCUAGUCUUUUCUCAUUUUGUCCACUA
Molecule: messenger RNA, 2155 nt
Organism: Alligator sinensis (Chinese alligator)
Lineage: Eukaryota; Metazoa; Chordata; Crocodylia; Alligatoridae
Product: stimulated by retinoic acid gene 6 protein-like
Exons: 18
Coding region: 118-1995 (625 amino acids)
Biological process (GO): vitamin A import into cell
Cellular component (GO): plasma membrane
Molecular function (GO): signaling receptor activity; retinol transmembrane transporter activity
Source: RefSeq, a predicted model, not a curated record